CAAAGGAAAAUGGACUUACAUCUAAGUUAAAAGUAUUACGAUUUGAGAAAAAUAAACUAGGAUUUGCCUCCUAACGGUAUUCUGGUAAAUCCAACCAAAUGAAAUAAAUUAAAGAAACUAAUUUCACAUCUAUAAAUAUUAACAGUAUGCAGUAUCCACCCGAAGAGGCAUAUACUCGCCUUAUCAGUCACAAUAUGACUGUGCCUCAAAGAAUAAAGGCAACAGGUGAUAUAAUUGAUGAUGAAACAGCUCCCAAUGGAAUGGUUUCAGGUUGGGAUUAUGCUAAUGAGAAAUUUGACAUGAAGGUACCAGAAAGGAUCUUAGUUAUUGGACAAGACCAACAUGUUGGUACUAAAGCACCACCCAGAGAAAUUCAACUGGAUAACGCUGUGCUGCCAACAGAUCCGGGUAUGGUCCGUGUGAGCACGCCGCCACGUAUCAUUACCCUCGAUCAACAUUACUUCCCUUCAGCUGAUGAUUUUCCACAUGGCAUGCCUAAUAAUUCACCACCACGGAAUAUUAAAACUUAUCGCUCCCAAGGUGAUGGGGCAAGAACAACGACACCCCGUCCAGAUCACUUCAAUGAGUCUAUAAUGACUGAAUCACGCCUUGUACUCCGAGAUCCUACACCACCUAUAGGUAAUGGUGAAGGACUUUCGACCGCUGAAGAGUUAGUGCAUUUACGACGCCAAAUUGUGAAGUUAAAUCGACGUGUUAUGUCUAUAGAAGCUGAACAACUUCAAAGGCAACAGAAGGAAAAAAUUGCUUAUGCUAUAGGCAUAGCGUAUAUGUUGUUCAAGGUUAUUGCUUGGUUAAACAGAUCUUAAAUCAAGAAAUACCCUGAUAAUAUUGUAACAUAAAAUUACUUAUACAGAAUAUGUUAAGCGUGUGACGUGACUUCUGUAAAUCUUCUAGAGAUCAUUUACCCUUGUAAGUGUCACAUCCCUAGUAGUGCAGGUGGAAGUGUAGAGUUCUUGAUUACUUUUACUGAAAGUUUUGUUACUUUUUUAUGAAGUUACAUAUGUUAUCAAUGUACUUUACAGUGAAUUUAUGUGUAUAAGCUAUAAUUAGAGUUUCUUGUUGGACUGUAUAGACAAUGAAUGAAUUAAGAACUUACAGUGCCACCCUUUAACUAUGAGGUUUUUGUAUUCUGUUAAUUCAUUUCCUUAGUUUGAAUAAAGUCUAGGAAACAAUGAAA
This is a messenger RNA of Bombyx mori (domestic silkworm), 1198 nucleotides long. RefSeq names its product N-acetyl-glucosamine-6-phosphate isomerase (gene Tango11). NCBI's taxonomy places the organism in Eukaryota, Metazoa, Arthropoda, Insecta, Lepidoptera, Bombycidae. The record is from RefSeq and is a predicted model, not a curated record. Bases 147 to 827 code for a protein of 226 amino acids. The transcript is spliced from 5 exons.